CACCGGCGCGGGACACGGAUUGCCGGAGCUACCGGGGAAACAAGAGGGCCACGGGCUGUGAGAGACACCUGGGGAACAGCGGGGUAGACUGGCUGCGAGACCCACCGAGGCCACCAGCGGGGGACACCGUUUGCCACAGCCACCGGGCCACCCGCGGGGGACAAAGCUUCAAGGACCAUGGCUGCCAUCGACGAGCGUACAUUCAUUGCCAUCAAGCCCGACGGGGUCCAGAGGGGACUGGUGGGGGAGAUCAUCAAACGCUUUGAGAGGAAAGGAUUCAAACUGGUAGCCAUGAAGUUAAUACAUGCCUCUGAGGACCUUCUGAGGGAACACUACAUCGACCUCAAGGACCGGCCAUUCUAUGAUGGCCUGGUGCAGUACAUGCACUCGGGACCUAUUGUAGCCAUGGUGUGGGAAGGUCUUAAUGUCAUUAAGACUGGAAGAGUAAUGCUGGGCGAAACCAAUCCAUUUGAUUCCAAGCCUGGCACUAUUCGUGGGGACUUCUGUGUCCAAGUUGGAAGGAACAUCAUUCAUGGCAGUGAUUCUGUGGAAAGUGCUGAGACUGAGAUAAAUUUAUGGUUCACUCCUGAAGAACUAGUUGAUUACAGAAGCUGUGCUCAUGAGUGGACAUAUGAUUAACACCCACACUGAAUCUUCUUAUAUCCCCAUGUCCAUGAGCAGCUGCCAGCCUCUAGCUAUUCCAAAGAAUUCCCUGGUAGAAACCUCAGAAAACAGUGAGAUUGCUCUGUUGUGGAUGUUAAAUAGUCAGUGCUUGCUGCUCCUUUGAUCUAAAGGCUGUCAAGUUACAGAUGGAAUUGCACAUUUUAAAAGCUGUUUCUGGUAUUGAGAGAUAUGAGGUGAAAACACAAAGCAGAUAACAGACAUAUUUUUCUGAAGCACUUUAUAGUUAUAGAGAGUAUUUUGGUAAACAUAAAAACAAAUGGAUAAAUUAUUCUUUUGUAAAUAAAUGUGCAAAUGGCUCAGAGUCAGAGGCUAACUUUGCUAAAAUAUUAGAGGACAACUGAUGGUAUGUAAAUGCUUUGAUAAUAUGUCCAAAAUGCUGAGCAUUUACUUAAUAUCAAGUCAAGUGUGUCCCCAUUCCUAAAACAGCUGCAGAAAAAAGCCCAUUUCUCUCCCCAGAACAUGCUGUGACCAUAGAGAGCUCAGCUCUGGCUUAAAUGACAACUGGCCUCCACACUGACACUGUUUCAACUUGUUCUUUUUUUCAAUCCACAUGGGAUUUAUUUAGCAUUUUAAGGAAAGAUUAACUAGCCAGGCUUUAUGAAAUUUCCUUUUAUGUGAAAAGCAGAUUAAUGUGAGGAUGGAUGAGGGAGAUUCUACCUUCAGUCACUUCAGUGCAGCAGCUCUCUGACAUUGCACAAAGCCAUAAGUGGUGUUUGUUUUGCCAGCUGAACAGGUGAUAAUUUAGCUUGAUUCUCAUUAGUGACCUUUCUUAGUAGCUAGGACUACAAAGCAAAUGGUCCUUGGAUAAGUUGUUUCAGAAAUGACUUCAGCACUAUAGUUUUGUAUUUAUUUAAUGAUGUAAAGAAGUACAGUCAUAAUAAUGCAGAAAGUGUUUCAGUUUCAACAGCAAAAGUUGUAUUGGAUGAGGAAGUUGGGAUUGAUAUUAGGUAUUUAUUUCCCUGCAACAUCUUAUUCACUAAGAGCAAGAGUUUAAUGGAAUCAGUUUCUCAAGCUCCAUGAUCUUUUCCCCAACACUGAGUUCUUCUAUCUGAAUACUGAACUAUGCAAUGAAUGUUGAAUUGAAGGCUUAUGAUACGUUAUAGUGAUAUCAAGCUCCUAAA
Molecule: messenger RNA, 1805 nt
Organism: Pseudopodoces humilis (Tibetan ground-tit)
Lineage: Eukaryota; Metazoa; Chordata; Aves; Passeriformes; Paridae
Product: nucleoside diphosphate kinase-like
Biological process (GO): GTP biosynthetic process; UTP biosynthetic process; CTP biosynthetic process
Molecular function (GO): nucleoside diphosphate kinase activity
Source: RefSeq, a predicted model, not a curated record